Molecule: messenger RNA, 1802 nt
Organism: Amphimedon queenslandica
Lineage: Eukaryota; Metazoa; Porifera; Demospongiae; Haplosclerida; Niphatidae
Product: T-complex protein 1 subunit gamma-like
Exons: 14
Coding region: 59-1684 (541 amino acids)
Biological process (GO): protein folding
Molecular function (GO): ATP hydrolysis activity; ATP-dependent protein folding chaperone; ATP binding
Source: RefSeq, a predicted model, not a curated record
GGUCAACUUCUGCGCAUGCGCAGAGCCAAGACCACGUGCUCCUUCUCCAAUUCCCAAAAUGCAAGCAGGUCCCAUUUUAGUUCUCAAUCAGUCCACUAAACGUGAGACUGGCAGGAAAGCACAGCUGAGCAAUAUACAGGCAGGGAAGACAAUAGCAGACGUUAUAAGAACAUGUCUUGGACCAAGAGCCAUGCUAAAGAUGUUAAUGGACCCAAUGGGUGGUAUUGUAAUGACUAAUGAUGGCAAUGCUAUACUUCGUGAGAUUCAAGUCCAGAACCCAGCUGCAAAGACAAUGAUUGAAAUAAGCAGAACACAAGAUGAGGAGGUUGGGGACGGUACAACAUCAGUCAUUAUUCUAGCUGGUGAAGUGUUGUCAGUGGCUGAGCCAUUCCUUGCCCAGCAGAUUCAUCCAACUGUUAUUAUCAGUGCAUUUAGACAAGCACUGGAAGAUAUGAUUAAUUAUGCAAAGGAUAAGAUCAGUGUUGAAGUUGAUGUCAGUAAUCGUGAUGAGAUGCUCAAGAUUGUCAAGAGUGCCAUUGGAACUAAAUUCAUACGCAACUGGUCUGACCUGGCCUGUGACAUAGCAAUGAGAGCAGUUCAGACUGUUGUGAUUGAUAAGGGAGACCGGAAAGAGAUUGAUAUUAAAAGAUAUGUCAAAGUAGAGAAGAUACCUGGAGAGAGUACAGAGGAGAGUGAAGUACUCCAAGGUGUUAUGUUCAAUAAAGACGUGACACACCCUAAGAUGAGACGAAGGAUAGAGAACCCAAGGAUUGUACUACUGGACUGUAACCUUGAAUAUAAGAAAGGAGAGAGCCAAACUAAUGUUGAGCUGUCCGGUGAAAUGGAUUUCAAUCGUCUCCUACAACUAGAGGAAGAGUAUAUUGAGAAGAUGUGCAAUGAAAUAAUAGCAGUCAAACCUGACCUUGUCAUCACAGAGAAAGGAGUAUCGGAUCUUGCUCAGCACUACUUGUCAAAGAGCAAUAUCACUGCUAUACGUCGAGUCCGUAAAACCGACAACAACAGAAUAGCAAGAGUCUGUGGGGCGACCAUUGUGAACCGCACGGACGAGCUAAAGGAGGAAGACGUGGGAACUGGUUGUGGUCUGUUCGAAGUGAAGAAGAUUGGGGACGAGUAUUUCACUUACCUGAUCGACUGCAAGAAUCCUCAAGCUUGUACUAUUGUAUUGAGGGGAGCCAGUAAAGACAUUCUUGCUGAGAUGGAGCGUAAUCUUCAAGAUGCUAUGCAGGUGAUCCGUAAUGUUAUUAUUAAUCCUCGUCUUGUUCCUGGGGGUGGAGCCUUUGAGAUGGCACUAGCUCAGAUGGUCAACGAAAAGGCCAAGAGUGUGGCUGGUGUACAGCAAUGGCCUUAUAAAGCAGUUGGUAAAGCACUGGAAGUUAUUCCCUGUACUCUGAUACAGAACUGUGGAGCAAGUACCAUCAGGACUCUAACACAACUAAGAGCAAAGCAGGCAACAAGUGGCGGUCAUACGUGGGGGAUUGAUGGUAACACUGGGAAUAUUGUGGAUAUGAAUGAGCUGGGAGUGUGGGACCCUUUAGCUGUUAAGGAGCAGACACUAAAGACUGCUAUUGAGACUGCAAUCCUGUUGUUACGUAUUGAUGACAUCGUCUCUGGUAGCAAGAAGAGCAAGGAAGAAGGAGGAGGUGGUAUAGCCCCUGAACAAUGAUAGACUUCAACUCAUUGUAUUGUAUUGUGUGGAAGGUGUUUUGUCAGUAGUAAAAAUGUAUUGAUAUCUGAAAAUCAUCUUGACAAAAAAGAUUUUAUACUUGUUAUGAGAUUGAAAA